This is a messenger RNA of Uncinocarpus reesii 1704, 1725 nucleotides long. RefSeq lists its product as uncharacterized. Gene Ontology annotation, biological process: microtubule-based movement. Lineage: Eukaryota; Fungi; Ascomycota; Eurotiomycetes; Onygenales; Onygenaceae. The record is from RefSeq and is a predicted model, not a curated record. The transcript has a single exon. Bases 1 to 1725 code for a protein of 574 amino acids.
AUGACGACCAUUUCUUCCCCAUCUUCUGGCUUGGAUAAACGACCAGCGGCGGCGGACAUACGGACAAAUCUCCGGUCGUCUCGAUCACAGGCCCCAGCGUCUCCCCACACUCCACAGCAGUCUCGCCAGACUUACUCUCUCUACACGGGCUCCUCCUCGCCGGGCUCAUCAUUUCGUCAUGAGGAAGAUGCUGUCAUCUUAGAAAUUGGAUCACGUUGGUUGCGGGGGGGCUUUGAAGGCAGCAGCACUCCGACAUGCGUGGUAGGGUUCGGCCCAGAAGAAGCAAGACGAGUGGGCGAUUAUCGGGGAUGGAUGAGAAAUCCGAAUCAAGCCGUGCAAAAGGGAAAGAUAACGCCUGUCAAUGCCGAAAACUGGCUAGAGAAAUAUGAAUUAUGGCGCAAGGACAUUCGAGGCCUUGAUAUCGGGCUAUUCGAAGACAGACUUGAACGGGCUGUUCGGGAGCUAUACAACAAAUAUCUGCUCACGGACGCUGGCUCCUCGCGCUUGGUUCUCGUUCUUCCGUCAAUCGUCCCUCACGCACUAUUGUCCUCCCUAUUAUCCACGAUAUUCCACCGUUGGAAAUACCCUAGCAUCACGCUUCUUCCAUCUCCUGCUAUGGCUGCUGUUGGGGCUGGCGUUAGGUCAGCACUCGUUAUAGAUAUUGGCUGGGAGGAAACAACCGUUACGGCCCUUUAUGAAUACCGAGAAAUCCAAUCUAAACGGAGUACUCGUGCAAUGAAACUUCUAAUGCAGCGCUUUGGCAAGUUUUUAACCCAGAUUGUCCGGCACGAGGAGCAUUCAACCACGGAUAAUGAUGAUACCAUAACAGUAAGCGUUGAUCUUUGCGAAGAUAUUCUGGCUCGAUUUGCGUGGUGCAGGACUGGGACCGAAUCCCAGCGACAGUCAGAGUCUCAGGUCACGGAAGCCUCUGACCGCGCCUCUCUCCUAGACGACGACGACAAUGGUGUUUCCCGUGUGGAAUCUGGGCAACCAAGUCUAGUCUCUCUACCACUUCCUGUUGGAGAUGAGAUGUCGUCUAUAGACGUAUCGUUCCUAAAGCUUUCUGAACCGGUGGAACAAGCAUUGUUUGCAGGCCCGGCGGACCAGCGAGAUUGGGAUGACGACGAUACUCCAUUGGAUAUACUUGUUUACAACACGCUGCUUGCACUUUCUCCGGAUGUGCGUGGAACCUGUAUGUCUAGGAUUACAUUCACCGGAGGCGGAUCGAACAUCCCUGGAAUACGGCGGAGAAUCAUAGAGGACGUGGAUUCACUAGUCAAAACACGUCAGUGGCGUCCAGCCCGAGGCAAAGUACUUGAUAAAGGAUUAAAAAAUAAUAAACCAAAUAUGGAUGAGCAGCACCUGAAAACAGUCGCCGGCGAGUCUACUGCAGACAUCCCUCUCAGAAUAUCAGAUAAAAUACCGGAUUCAAGUUUCAUCGAUGAGAGAUUUCAGCAAACCGGCAAGGAUUCAGAAGCACACAUACAAGGCGUUUCUCGACAAGUAGAUUCGCUAGGAUCAUGGGCUGGUGCCAGCCUGGUAACCAGUUUAAAAAUAAAAGGCUUAGUUGAAGUUGACCGAGAAAAAUUCCUUCAGCACGGACUUUCGGGUGCUAGCCGAGAGUAUAAUAUGAAUACGGUAAUGGAUCGAAGAUCAGCCUACGGGCCAGGCAUGGCUAGGUCUGGGGGCGACAGAUCAAGCUGGACGCUUGGUGAAUGGGCAUAA